This is a messenger RNA of Mesorhabditis belari, 549 nucleotides long. Lineage: Eukaryota; Metazoa; Nematoda; Chromadorea; Rhabditida; Rhabditidae. The record is from the annotation of a GenBank genome assembly.
AUGGAGACGGAUAUAAAGCGAUUUCUUGAAUUGGCAUGUGAAUUCGACGAGAAUUACACGAUGACGAAAUACGUUGUGCAGCGGAUACUUGGCGGACAACAGGAACAUGAUCCUCGUGGUCGAGCCACUGUUGCUUCUGGGUGCGUGUCCGAGAUUUGUGCUGCAUGGAAUCUCGAAGAAAUUUACGAGAAAUGGAGACUCUAUCGACAAAGAAUGAAAUGCAAGAGAAAGAACGAGCUGUGCCCGGAGACUGGCGCACAAUUCAUCGAUGUUACAUUUCCAGUUAAACGCCUCAAGGAUCACACCGCGGGUACGCCGAAAUGUGUGUUGAACAAGUUUUGUGAUGAGCAGAAUUUGGAUAGGCCCAUCUAUAAAACGGCGAUGCGAGACGGUGAUAAACGUUACAUAUCAACGAUCGAUGUGAUGGGAAAGAAAUUUCGCUCUCGUUUUGGACAACCGAAUAAGAAAAUGGCCGAACAGGUAGCCGCCCUUUCCGCGUUGAUUGGUCUCGAUCUUCGACAUAUUCUCAUCGGAAAUUGGGAAGAAGGA